GUAAUGACUGCGCUUCACUUGAGUCUCAUCAGCGCAGUCAAUCUGACACAUGUUUCUCGUAGAGCGCAGCUCAGAUUGGACUGUGCGCGCGCGCGCCCGUGCGCACCUCGGACUAUUGUGCCGAGAUCAAAGCCAGAUGGAAGUCACGCUGGGAAUAGACAGGGGGAAAUGAGGCAGCCGCGUUUGCACGCACACCCAGAGAUGGAGGCGCGCGCGAGGAGACGGCAAUGGGAUUAGGGUGAACACUUCAGGGAAAGUGACUGCUAAAUUGUUUGUCUCUCCGCGCGCUCACUCUGGAUUUCUCCUCAGCUCACUGUGUGUGUAGUGUGUGUGUCUGUGUGUGUUUGUGAGGACUUCCCUCCUGAGAUAUUCACCACAGUGUUGCCUCGGCACGCAGCAAAGCGCUGGAUACGUCGGGCAGUUCAGUCAGUGCGUGGCAAGGACAGCGCACAAGACAAGACAACGCUCUUAUCAUCUUGAAUGAAAGGCAGUCUGGACGACACGCAACGGUUUGGACAUUUGUAAAAGUGGGACUGUAUAUUUUAAGAGUGGGCACAAGGCGCAGACGGACGAGGAUUAGAGAUGCCAGAAGAGAAAACUGUAGACGAGGAGGAAGACUUAAGCAUUAAGGCUUUACCCUCUGUUUUGAUGACUAUUUCAAAUAAGUAACAAAUAUUAAGAAAGACCAAAACAAACUUUAUUGAGGUCACACGAUUGUCAUCUCCUCGUGCGUCGCUCCGGACAGGUGCUCCAUGUGCGUGUCAGGACUGAGCUAAGGGUCAGUGAUGCCGGACGCGCUGACUCUCAUUAAGAACCGCACGGAGCCAGGGCUCGGCCAACUGGAGCACACGCUGCCCACAGAGGGGAGUGCGCGCCCCGCUUGGGUCAUUGGCAUCUUGGCCAGCGUGCUCAUCUUCACCACCGUGGUCGACGUGUUGGGCAACCUACUCGUCAUCAUCUCUGUGUUCAGGAACCGCAAGCUCCGGAACUCCGGUAAUGUGUUUGUGGUGAGUUUGGCCUUUGCUGACCUGGUGGUGGCCUUCUACCCGUACCCCUUGGUCCUCUACGCUCUCUUUCAUGACGGCUGGGCACUGGGGAACACACAAUGCAUGGUCAGUGGUUUCCUUAUGGGACUGAGUGUCAUUGGCUCCAUCUUUAACAUCACAGGGAUUGCAGUGAACAGAUAUUGCUACAUCUGUCACUCCUUCUCCUACAGUCGCCUCUACAGCUACCGCAACACCCUGCUGUUUGUGGCCUUAAUCUGGCUGCUCACCAUAGCCGCCAUAGUCCCCAAUUUCUUUGUGGGCUCCUUGAAAUAUGACCCCAGAGUGUAUUCUUGUACAUUUGCCCAGAAUGUUAGCAGCUCCUACACUGUGGCUGUGGUGGUGGUCCACUUCCUGGUGCCCAUUGGCGUGGUUACCUUUUGUUAUCUACGCAUCUGGGUGCUAGUCAUUCAGGUGAGGAGAAAGGUGAAGACGGAGGAGAGCCCUCGCCUCAGGCCCAGUGACAUGAGGAACUUCCUGACCAUGUUUGUGGUGUUUGUGUUGUUCGCCAUCUGCUGGGCGCCUCUGAACCUCAUUGGCUUAGCCGUGGCCAUAGACCCUCUCCGAGUGGGCCCGCGGAUCCCAGAGUGGCUCUUUGUGGUCAGUUACUUCAUGGCCUACUUCAACAGCUGUCUCAAUGCAAUCAUCUACGGCUUACUGAACAGAAACUUCCGUAACGAGUAUAAGCGCAUUGUCACCUCGGUGUGGGUGACUCGCCUCUUUGUGACAGAGACGUCCAGGGCCGCUACAGACGGGAGGAGUAUGAAGAGUAAGCAGAGUCCCCAACCAGCGCUAAACAACAAUGAGUCUCUACGGGAACGCACUAACAAAGACUGA
Boleophthalmus pectinirostris (great blue-spotted mudskipper) is the source of this 1880-nucleotide messenger RNA. It is a transcript of the gene mtnr1bb, whose product is annotated as melatonin receptor 1Bb. The coding region runs from base 786 to 1880 and encodes 364 amino acids. Gene Ontology annotation, cellular component: membrane. Gene Ontology annotation, biological process: G protein-coupled receptor signaling pathway. Gene Ontology annotation, molecular function: melatonin receptor activity. The record is from RefSeq and is a predicted model, not a curated record. The transcript has 4 exons. NCBI's taxonomy places the organism in Eukaryota, Metazoa, Chordata, Actinopteri, Gobiiformes, Gobiidae.